AUGGGUUUGAAAUGGCAAGUUGUGAAUGGCAGACAAAUUCGUAUCACGGACAAUUGGAUUCCGAAAUCUCACAAUCCUCUGGCAUUUAAUCCAGCCACAAUUCGGAGUUCUAUACAACUGGUUACUGAUCUUUUACAUCCACAGGAAGGAUGGCAACAUCCUCUUUUGCGAACACUUUUUCCAGACCAUCUUCUCCCUAAUAUCUUAAGCAUUUACUUGCCAUGUGAAUCACAAGCCAAUGUUGAUACUCUGUACUGGAGCUUGGAUCCACUGGGGAAGUACAUAGUUAGAUCGGGAUACCAUCAAGCAACAAAUAUUAAUGUGCAUUCCACCACAACACCAUCGACGUCUCAGGGUGGUCAACUCAUUCCCCCAGCUAUUUGGAAAAAAUUAUGGAAUGCAGCUUUGCCGGAGAAGAUCAAAAUUUUCUUUUGGCGAGUUCUGUUAAGAGCCUGUCCGACGAUGCAAGCCUUAGCCACUCGAUCAAUUGUUUCAGCAGGUGUCUGUUUAAGAUGUGAGGAGGAAUCUGAGUCCGCUGCACACAUGCUUUUGGAAUGUCCUCGAUCUCAAACCAUUUGGCAUUGCUCUCCAUUUGGCUUUGAUUUCUCGGGGACAACCAAAAUGACUUUUGAGGUAUGGUUUGUGGAUUGGACGCUGAAAGCUCCAUCUAAAGAUCUCUGUUGUAGUUCGAUGUUCCUUCUAUGGGAAAUUUGGAAGGACAGGAAUGCAGUUAUAUAUGGUGAUCUGUCUUUGCCUGCUCCUGACCAGAUUGUACAGUUUGAGGGUACUGCAACAUCUGUCCUUUUAACAACUUGGCUUCAUUUACCUGUACUUUGUUUUAGAAGAACAGUUGAAGACAACACCUUUAUAGCUACUGGGAGCUGGACUUUGAAGAGUCAUGAUGGUCAGACUAUUUUCUCUGGUACAAGCUCAUAUAUGGCGAUGUCUCCUUUGCAAACGAAAGCUAUGGCAUGCCUGUUGGCAUUACGAUCAGUCGAUCUGGAUUAUCAUCCAUGCUUACGGUUUUACACCGAUUGCCUCGUACUCUCCAAAAUCCUGCAGAAUCAGUUCGAGGUACCUUUGGAAAUUAGAUUUCUAGUGAAUGACAUCCGGAAUAUAAUGCGUAGGUUUUCCCUAGUGUUAGUUCUACAUGUACCACGGGCUCAGGCCAUUAUGGUGUCUGCGUCCAAUUUUGUAUCUCAAUCAGCUUAA
Molecule: messenger RNA, 1212 nt
Organism: Oldenlandia corymbosa var. corymbosa
Lineage: Eukaryota; Viridiplantae; Streptophyta; Magnoliopsida; Gentianales; Rubiaceae
Source: the annotation of a GenBank genome assembly